CCUCAACCAUAACUCGGUUAUUAUAGGUACAGGUCUUUGCUAACCUUUUGGUUCUUCUUUUAGUCAAAAUAAAUACAGAAACCAUCAUGGGUAUGAUGAGAGAGAAGUUGAAAAGGAGGGGAGAUCCACGUUCACAUUUUUUUUUCUUUUUCUCUCUCUAAAACAUUCCUUUCUUUUCACUGAUCUUUGAAUCUGGUAAGACUCAACUUCAACCGUUUCUGUUCAACUUUGAUCUUCCUCCAUAUCACAGUGUCAAAGGGAGAAAGAAAAUUUAAAAAAGACCCACCUUAAGGGGAAAAAAGGAACAGUGGUUUUGGUUUCUUUGACUGCACCACAAAUUGUGGGGUGUCUCCAAAUCAUUGUUAUCUCACUUUUGUCUGCCAAAGUUAGGGUCUUUAGAAUUAGCGUUUGCUUGCACAGUCUAGCUUUUCGAGAUUUAUGAUUAGGGUUUUGGAGGGGUGAGUGGUUGUGGGUGGUGUUGGGAUGGCGAGAAAGUGAGGAAAAAUGUGGCUGGUGGUAGUGGGGGGAGUAAAUGAGAGAUUUUGAGAGAUGGGGUGUGCGUUUGGGAGAGAGUCUUCGAGGGAGGAGAGGAGAGAGGAAGUGAGAGAGGCAAAAGCUGAGGUGAGUAGAGCAGAGGUGGUUGAGAAUGAGAACAUUGAGAAGGAGAAGGAGAAGGAGGGUGAAAGAGAGGAGAAGAGGACAAGGGCAAGGGGAGAGAGGAGGCGAUCUUCGAAGCCGAAGCCGAAUCCGAGGUUGAGCAACCCACCUAACCAUGUUCAUGGUGAGCAGGUUGCAGCAGGGUGGCCCUCCUGGCUCUCUAAGGUUGCUGGUGAAGCCAUCAACGGAUUGACGCCUCGGAAAGCUGACACCUUUGAGAAGCUUGAUAAGAUCGGGCAAGGUACAUACAGCAAUGUUUACAAAGCUAGGGAUUCCUUGACGGGAAAAAUUGUUGCUCUAAAGAAGGUCCGUUUUGACAAUUUAGAGCCUGAAAGUGUGAAGUUCAUGGCUAGAGAGAUUUUGAUUCUCCGUCGUCUAGAUCAUCCCAAUGUCAUCAAACUUGAAGGCUUAGUGACUUCUAGAAUGUCGUGCAGUUUAUAUCUUGUAUUUGAAUACAUGGUGCAUGAUCUGGCUGGACUUGCCACAAACUCGGCAAUUAAGUUCACGGAAUCUCAGGUAAAAUGUUACAUUCAUCAGCUAUUUUCUGGACUGGAGCACUGUCACAACCGUCAUGUGCUGCAUCGUGAUAUAAAGGGGUCAAACCUUCUUAUUGAUAAUGAUGGAAAUCUUAGGAUUGCUGAUUUUGGAUUAGCUUCCUUUUUUGAUCCUCAUCACAAGCACCCUAUGACUAGUAGAGUGGUUACAUUAUGGUAUCGACCUCCAGAACUUCUUCUUGGGGCUACUGAAUAUGGUGUAGGAGUGGACCUCUGGAGUGCUGGCUGCAUUCUUGCUGAAUUAUUGGCUGGAAAGCCUAUUAUGCCUGGUCGAACGGAGGUGGAACAACUACACAAGAUAUUUAAGCUAUGCGGUUCUCCUUCUGACGAAUAUUGGAAGAAAUCGAAGUUGCCACAUGCUACCAUUUUUAAGCCCCAACAGUCAUACAAGCGGUGUAUUGCAGAGACGUUUAACGAUUUUCCUCCAUCAUCCCUGCCGCUUAUUGACACCCUUCUCUCAAUUGAUCCAGAUGAACGUUUGACUGCCACUGCUGCGUUGCAUAGUGAAUUCUUUACAACAAAACCAUAUGCCUGUGAUCCCUCUAGCCUUCCAAAAUAUCCUCCCAGCAAGGAGAUGGAUGCAAAGCUACGGGAUGAAGAAGCUAGAAGAUUGAGAGCAGCUGGUAAAGCUAAUGUUGACGGUGUCAAGAAAUCUCGUCCUCGAGAGCGAGCUGGGCGGGGAAUUCCAGUUCCAGAGGCCAAUGCUGAACUGCAAGCAAAUAUUGAUAGACGGCGGCUGAUCACACAUGCAAAUGCUAAGAGCAAGAGUGAAAAGUUUCCUCCUCCUCACCAAGAUGGAGCUCUAGGCUAUCCACUGGGUUCUUCACAUCACAUGGAUCCAGUUUUUGAUCCUCCUGAUGUUCCAUUUAGUUCCACAAACUUCUCACAACCUAAAGCAAACAUCCAAACCUGGUCAGGCCCAUUGGUAGAUCCUGCUAAUGGGGGCGCACCAAGGAGAAAGAAGAAACAUGGAAAAUGAUGCCCAUCAAAUCAUCAAAGGAAGACUUAAAAAAACAAGAAUGCUAUAAGAGUCAAAGAAUAUUCUUGUUGUAUAACACCAAUCAUUUUUUAGAAGUAUUCAUGAUGAAGCUGCAAAUCUUGCUGACAUGAUGUCUGCCCUCCAGUUGCUAAAGCCAAUGACAUUGGAGGUAAACCAAAUUGUAUUUUCCUGCUCCCAUUUCUCUCUCAAAUGAUCAGAGGUUUAUUCCCUUUCUUGUAUAUCGUUUUUUUUUUCUUAUCAAAGUUCAAUUAGGUUAGAUGAACACCUAAUAAGUAGGUUUUGGAACAGUGUUGGCGGUUUAUAUUUCUCCCUAAUUUUUUUUUCAUUAUUUUCUACUUUCCAGAAGCCUGUGAACUGUGCAGUACUUAUACACAACGUUCUUUAUGAUUUUUGGUUUCUUUAUACAAUUCCCAAUUACAAAUUUUGUUGAUUACCUUAAAAGAAACAUGGUGAUUCUGUCAUUUUACAACGAAUACUGAUGUGGUAUCUAGUUGUAUCAGUGAAAUUAUUUCUAUUUGGUUGGUGGUGCUUUGGAAGAAACAUCAGAAAUUCAAUCAUAACUAUUACGUUUGCAUUUAGAUCACUGGAUGGACGUGGCAAUCGUGUAUAAUCGAAAAGUAAAAUUGGAUUAAAAUGGUUUGUUUAAGUGAGAAGAAAACCCAAUAAUUGCUUGGGUUCUAGUUGGAGGAAUUGCAAAGUUUGUGUUUUUUCAGAGAAAUUUAUGGACUAUUUUUUUCAGAGAAAUUUUCUCUACCUUUUUGAAGACUCAUCGUCUGCUAAAGUUUAUGCUUUUUCAUUAGAUCAAACUUCCUGUAAGAUGGAGUUGACCUUUAAAUAUAGAAUGUUUAAAAAUUUGAAGGAAAGUCUCUGAACUCGACAAAAUCUAUGUUGAACUGGACCAAUAUACCAUGAAAAAUGCAAUACCAAUGGUUUGUUGGAUUGAGUUACGCAAUACUAAAUAAAAGGUAAUGAUUAUCCAGAAUCUAUUGACUAUUGUCCGCAGCAUUGAGUAGAAAGAAAUCAAGAUUGUCAAUUAGAGUUAGAACCGACACCAUAUUACUUUCUUUUUCUCAUUUGAAUUGCUUUAUUUUCCUUUUCCCAACUCAUAAUCCUACCUCCUUCCCUUUAUGUGGGGUUCCUUGGGUCAAAUCGUUGCACACUGUUUGAGUUUGGUGUGGGAUGAGACACAGCAACGUGCCUAGGCGAGUUCAGCUACCCUUCCACGUCAAGUUUGAUGAAUGAUCAUGCUCAUCUCUGAACUUUUGUACACCAAAAAAUGUUUUUCGUUCAUUGCCAAAACCUGUUGCCAUUUAUAAUUCAUGUCUCCCCCCACGACAGAAAAGGGUAGGUUGAAUAACCGUUGUGUCUGAGUGACAGUUAGACUCCACUUUUCCUCUAAGGUGUUUUAAGAACACUGUGGCAACCACCAAUCAAAUAUUUUGGUUGUCUGUAUAUAAAUUGCCAAAUGUCUAUAAGAUUCAGCCCUGUCUUUUCCUUUAAGAGAAUUUAAGUGCGUGACAUCCUCAACAAUAGUAAAUAGGUGUGUGUUUGGUUCAUCUUCAGCAAGCAAGGUAAGAAUGAGACUACCGGAGGAACCUGGGCCUCCAGAAUAUCCAGGUUCAUGUCCCGGACCACCUUCGGUUCUUGGCAACUUCUUCAAUGGACUCUGUAGUUCCAUAUACUCUUGUGCUGCAUUCACAGUUUCUAUGUAGUAUGCUGUUGCUGGUUGCUGCAAGAUUGUUUUGGCGCACCACCUGAACCACCAUCAAUUGGAGUGGCUCCACCACAAGCUCCGCCUAUUCCUCCACCACCAGCCCCUGAGCCUUUUCGGCCUCCUCCUUGCCCUCUAGUUGUUUCAAUUGGACCUCCUGAUUGGCCCACCAGUGGCCCACCGGGCUCUCCUCGGGGUAGUCCACCAGGACUUCCACACCCUUAUUGGGAAUAAAAACUUGUUUUUUUUAUCUGUUUUAACCAACUUCUUCCUAAAUAUUUUACUGUUACAGAAAAUCACAAAAAGAAAUCAAAUGAAUUACUUGUUAACUCCA
This is a messenger RNA of Vigna angularis (adzuki bean), 4256 nucleotides long. RefSeq names its product probable serine/threonine-protein kinase At1g54610. Lineage: Eukaryota; Viridiplantae; Streptophyta; Magnoliopsida; Fabales; Fabaceae. Gene Ontology annotation, cellular component: nucleus; cyclin-dependent protein kinase holoenzyme complex. The coding region runs from base 550 to 2190 and encodes 546 amino acids. The record is from RefSeq and is a predicted model, not a curated record. The transcript has 8 exons. Gene Ontology annotation, biological process: positive regulation of transcription elongation by RNA polymerase II; protein phosphorylation. Gene Ontology annotation, molecular function: RNA polymerase II CTD heptapeptide repeat kinase activity; cyclin-dependent protein serine/threonine kinase activity; ATP binding.